Messenger RNA from Aspergillus niger, 324 nucleotides. RefSeq lists its product as hypothetical. Lineage: Eukaryota; Fungi; Ascomycota; Eurotiomycetes; Eurotiales; Aspergillaceae. Bases 1 to 324 code for a protein of 107 amino acids. The record is from RefSeq and is a predicted model, not a curated record. The transcript has 2 exons.
AUGGUGACGAUUAGUAGUAGCAUUCGGGCCAAUCCUCAGUGGGGAGAGUGGAUGCCUCACGGUCCAGGCGGCGGGCCCAUCCCCGUGACGCCCUCCGGCGCCAUACCGCAUUGGGGCUUCCCCGCAUUGGAGGCAGGAAGAGAAGAUCGUCGAGUCUCAACUCUAUUCGUCAUCCCCAUUGAUGCCCCUGGCUUGAGGGGUGCUCAGUCAGGCCCAUUGGGUGCUAUUCUUGAACUUACAGCUGCUCCCUCGGAUCACUACGCUUCUUUCUCCUACAAAUACCAUCCCUUCCUAACGCUACUCUCUGUGUUAGAAUUCGAGUGA